This is a messenger RNA of Lampris incognitus (smalleye Pacific opah), 5538 nucleotides long. RefSeq names its product lamin B2 (gene lmnb2). The record is from RefSeq and is a predicted model, not a curated record. The transcript is spliced from 13 exons. The coding region runs from base 216 to 1940 and encodes 574 amino acids. Lineage: Eukaryota; Metazoa; Chordata; Actinopteri; Lampriformes; Lampridae.
CCAUUGAGAGAUUACUACUCUGUCCCGCGUGUGUCAAGGUACUGACGCUAUUAACUUAUCCCGUCUGUUGCGGUCAGCGCUGUUUUACACCGUCGGUUCGUUUAGAGCUUCAGGGAAUCACAACUGUGCAACGUUGGGAACUGCUGAGCGUUCGAAGAAAAGAAAGAAGAAAGAGAGAAAGGCAAUCCUCGGAUCGGAUAAAGAUUCCUGCUGUUAUGGCGACUGCUACCCCUAGCCGUGAAGCGGGUCGGCCGGCGGCCUCGACUCCUCUCUCCCCGACCCGCAUCUCCCGCCUGCAGGAGAAACAGGAGCUGCAGCACUUGAACGACAGGCUUGCGGUCUACAUCGACCGGGUACGAGCUCUGGAGCUGGAGAACGACCGGUUGAUGGUCAAAGUGUCCGAGAAGGAAGAGGUGACGACCAGAGAGGUAACGGGUCUAAAGGCUUUGUAUGAGGCUGAGUUGGCGGAUGCUCGGCGUGUUCUGGAUGAGACCGCGAGAGAACGAGCCAGAUUGCAGAUAGAUUUGGGCAAGGCUCAGGCUGAACUGGAUGAAGCUACACGCAGUUUGAAGAAGAAGGAUGGUGACCUGGCAGCAGCAGUCUCCAGGGCUGGUACUUUGGAAGGCCAGCUGAAUCAGAAUGAAGCGGCUCUCUCCACAGCUCUGAGCCAGAAUGCUGCUCUGACUGCUGAACUGGGAGACCUCAAAGGCCUGCUGGCUAAGGCAGAGGACAGCCAUGCUGUCGCUAAGCGCCAGCUGGAGGCCGAAACUCUGAUGCGUGUGGACUUGGAGAACCGUUGUCAAUCCUUGACUGAGGAGCUAGAGUUCAGGAAGAGCAUGUUCGAAGAGGAGGUUCGUGAGUCUCGGCGUAGACAGGAACAGAGGAUAGUGGAAGUGGAUUCUGGAGUUAGGCAGGACUACGAGUUUAAACUGGCACAAGCUCUGCAGGACCUGAGGAGGCAGCAUGAUGAACAGGUUUCUUUGUACAAGGAAGAACUGGAGCAAACUUUUCUGGCAAAGCUGGAAAAUGCCAAAGUGUCUUCAGAGAUGAAUGACAAGGCAGUGAAUGUAGCAAGGGAGGAGCUACAGGAGUCUCGCAUGAGAAUAGAAAGCCUUGGCUAUCAGCUGAACACUUUGCAGAAACAGGCAUCAUCUGCAGAAGACCGUGCAAGAGAGCUGGAGGAAAUAAUGUCAGCAGAGAGAGAUAAGCACCGCCGAGCCAUUGAGGGAAAGGAACAGGAAAUGAAUGAGCUAAGAGAGAGGAUGAACGCCCAGCUAAAUGAAUAUCAAGAGUUGCUGGAUGUUAAGCUAGCUUUGGAUAUGGAGAUCAAUGCAUACAGGAAGUUGCUGGAGGGAGAGGAGCAUAGAUUGAAGCUGUCCCCGAGUCCCUCCCAACGUGUUGCUGUUUCUAGAGUAACAGGUUCCUCCUCCUGUCGUUCCUCCAAAAGGAAGAGGCUGGAGGCGGAGUCUGAGGAGGGACAGAUGGAGGAAGGAGGACAGCUCCUUGUGUCAGAGGAGGCAACGGCUAGUGGAGCAGUGACUAUAUCGCCCACUGAUAUGGAUGGAAAUUUUGUAACACUUACUAAUGAUUCUGAACAGGACCAGCCUCUUGGUAGCUGGCGAUUGAAAAGAAAGGUUGACAGCGAGGAAGAGAUUGUCUACAAAUUCUCUCCAAAGUUUGUCCUCAAGGCAGGACAGUCAGUAACGGUGUGGUCAGCUGAUGCAGGUGUGGCCCACAGUCCUCCAACUGACCUGUUGUGGAAGAGCCAGUCUUCCUGGGGGACAGGAAAUGAAAUCAUUACCACCUUGACUGACGCAGAUGGAGAGGAGGUGGCCAGAAGGAGUGUCACCAAGACUCAGGUAGAAGUGGAGAAUGGAGAGGAGGAAGUGAUGGAAAGGAGUGGUAAGAAGACUACAUCGAGAGAGUGUGCCAUCAUGUGAUGACUUUUUUUCUCUCUUUUUUUAUAACUUUUUUGCCAUGCAUCCUCCAACCCCAUCCAGGAGUCACUCAAAUAUUUUUCUAUACAUCAUUUUUGAUACGUCAUUUUACUGUCUUUUCAUAGCUGGAGAUAAUAAGAGGACUUUUUUACCGUGUUUUAAUGCUCAGUAAAUUUUGAAUUUUAAAAUUUUAAAUGUAGAUGAUAAUGCAGCAACUGUAAUCAUGUGUUGAUUGCAGAUUACAUGUUAUCUUUACUGCAAACGUUAAGGUAAUAUGACACUGGCGCUAAAUGUCCAUAUGAACAGUAUGGCAAUCUUACCUUUUACAUCAAUAGACAGUUGUGUUGCUGUUUUCAGUCUUUUCUACUCGGUACUUGAUUUCAUUCAUUUGGGGGAUGCAAAAUGGCCCUAAUUAAAAGUAGCACAUUAAGAUUGGUGGCUAGGUGAUUUUCAGAAAUUAUUAGAUCUUUCAGAACCUGUUAUGCCUCAACCAUAGUUUUUUUUUUUCCUCCUCAAAAUAUGUGAUGAAUGUGACAAAUCCAAUGUUUUUAAAUGCAAAUUUGUAGUUGCCUACCGAGAGCGUUGUCAGACCUGUGAUCACAGAUCCUGACUAAUGCAUUAGUACAGCCCUCAGCUCAGUUCUAAACUUCUGCUCUUCUUACAUCUCUUCUCCUCUCCUUUCCUGCCCAAUAGAUUAAGGAAAUGUCAGAGCUUGUUUCCUUUUCUGUAUGUCCUCCAAUGAGAGUAGGUGUCAGAAAGCGAAGUUUGGAAUUGACUGAACAAGUCUUUAAGGGGUGAGGUUAAGGUUACUGAUGUCUAAUGAUUGCUCAUGUUGGAGAAUGUAUAGGCAGGGUAGAUUUGGUAUUGUUAGCUUGGCUUAGAGCCCAUGGUUAGUUCUCCAUUUUAGAACACUAGUUUUAUUUGAAACAAUGUCGCAGCUUACAACUUCCUUUGUCACAAGUCUGAUUUCUGCAAGUGAGAUUUGACGUGUUAGCUUUGGGCUGACUGUAACCUAAUUUCUAAUGUGAACCUGACUGGAUAAGUGACGGCACAAAUGUCAAACGUUCAUCAUAUUGCAUCUGUCACUUGCAGAAAUCAGGAGAACUGUGUGGGAGGGCAGUUCUCAGCCAGGCUACACACACCUUGAUAUGCACCUGAAUGGCUGUUGAGAUAAAACAUAAUUUGUAUGAUAAAAGAUUUACAGUAGAUGGCAUUUAGGUCAUAUCAAAUACAGUCAAUAAGUCUAGGAUACCUGACAUGUGCAGGAGGGUGGGACAAAAGAUGUGGAUUGGAUUUAUGUAGUCAUCACAUAUUAUAGACUUUAGAAAUAUGCGUGUGUGGAUUACUUUUGAAAUGUAAUCUUGUCAGUGUUCAGAUGAUUUUCACAGUCAGAAACUUAUAAGGACACUGGUGUAUUGAGAUGAAAAUGUAGGCAGGGCAGACCACAGAGUACAGAAACUGAUGGGGCAGUGAGGUAUGGUCAGUAUUCUGAUGCAGUUGAAUUGACCUUUCAUAGCCAUCUCAAAGUGUGAGAAGUAAAAUAAUAAGAGAAAUUCUUUGGCUCAUGUUAGACAAUUUGCCCCAACCAUUGGCUUUAAUAUGAUUUCUUCAUAUUGUGGAUCUUGGCAUUCCAGCCACUGAUCUAAGCGGUGGUAUUCAAGGCAUCAUGGGAUGUGCUGCCUCCACACCCUUCUGGAAGCUAGGACACUGCCAUGAUUAUAAAUUCAUGGGGUCAUGCCUCUAAAACAGAGUUGUUCUAGUGGAACUUGCCCUAGAGAUGACACGUUGAAACUCAGUUGUGAUGCUUUCAUUGACUCGGCUGUGCAGGGACAGAGUUCCUCUUGCUGCACCAGUCGUUUAAUUCAGGUUCCUCUGCCUCUUCUGGAGUAAGAAAUGUAAAUUUAGAACAGUAGCCACUGAAAACUCACGAUACUGAGAUGGUCAAUAUUGUAAUGACCAUUUGCUAUACAGUGGUCAGUUUUUGAACUGUCUUGAAAUAGCAUCAUGAAGCUAACAUGAUGGCCAUUGGAAACUGCAGUGGACAAACCAUGGCUCUACUUUCUAAUUCGUGAAUGCUGACUAAUAUUAUGCAUUUAUAGCCAUUGCUUUGCAUUACUUUAAUAUUGAUGUUUUGAUGGUGUUACUCUGUAAUUUAGUUUGCUCACUUGUAUUGUGUUUGUACUAAGUUUCUCUGGGGUGAUAAAGGUUUGGGUGUUCAUGGAUGGCCAAUUGGACCAGUGUUGAAAAGAAAAUGCAACCUGGGCUUAUCCCAGGUCCUGCCAUUGAAAUAUAAUCUGUUACUUUCAACGCCUGUCAUUUGAUGACAGGUUUAAGCUUGCAGCUAUCCAGCUGACUUGCCAGUACCUGCCACUGGAGGCUGCGCAUGGGGCUCAUGAAAGGAGUUAAACAAGUUUACCAUAAACUGCGGCUCUUUACACCACAAGCACUGUGUUAGUGAACCUAGAUUCAAAUCUCAACAUCCUGGACUCAACGUGUAUUCAAAGGCUCUGACAGAAAUGAUGUUAAUCAUUCAAAACGCUCCUCGUACCUUGGAAGUUUACUGAAAAUUCAAUGUUCAUAUUGCAAAGCAAAAAAUAUUUACUGUAUUCUUGGAUGAAAAACAGACUGGACACAUGUCUGAAUGUUCUCAUUCAUCCAGGUCAUGUUUAUCCAAAGGAAUUGAAUCAAGUGCAACUGGACUUGGUAUAUAUAUCCGUAUAUACCAAGUCCAGUUGCACUUGAUUCAAUUCCUUUGGACAGACUGGGCACAGUGUUGAAGCAGAUGUUGGAUGGUUGGACUGAAGAGCAUUAAGCUAGUUGCUUAGAUGAGAAGGAGAGCUGCAGGGCCUUCAGUUCUCUGUCCUGUUCAGCAGGUGCUUGGGACCUGAAAGAGCUGCAUGGAAUGUUUUGAAUAGUUUCUCAGAUUUAACUUGAAAGUUGUUUGUCUUGUGGCCAUACUAACAGUUUUGAGAUAUCUGUGUACAAGUCUGGUUUGAGGGUUUUCCAGAAUGGCAGUCAGUGAUGUAGCUGUGUUUGAGCCAUUUCUUCUGAAGUUGUGAAUAAAUGUGACUGUGUCCAGUAACUACGUGAUGCAAUACAUUCAUUACAGAGCUAUAGACGGUGUGUAGGCAUGCCAUGACUGAGCCGGUACCAGUCCUGAAGGCUUUAUUCAUAUGGUUCCACCUGGCAGGCUGAUGACUGACUGGUGUCCUGCGUCCUCUGGUGUCUUCUGUGGCUGUCGGCUGAUGGUUACAGCAGACCACAUCUGGACAGAUGAAGACUCAGUCAAGAUGAGACGUAGGCAUAGCACAACAGUCCAUCAUCCUGUCAGGUGGAACCGUAUGAAUAAACCCUCAGGACUCGUACCGGGUCAGUCAUGGCAUGUCUACACGGUCUACUGCUGUGUGGUGAAUGUGUCAUGUAAUGUAGUUAAUGUACAUCGUUACCAAAUAAACACUGAGCCUAAACACCCAACUCUUCAUCACUGUAGUCUUUUAGUGUUAUAGGGGUGAGGUGGCAUGCCAAAUGUCAGUUUGUUCAUUGGUAUACUUGCUAUUGAAAACUAUUUUUUGUAUACAUAAAUGUUUUCCAUAUUAAGAAA